UCCUCCCGCUUGGUUAAAGACCGACUUUUUCGUAGAAACAGUGUGUAUCUUUGGCGCGUUCUAGCUCGUCACGACGUGACAGCUUUCCUUCAAACUCUCACCUUCCACGCAACCCUGGUGGCUAUGCCCACCCAGGCGCCUUCAGAGGACGAGAAUCUUGAUGAUUUCCCAUCUUUGGCGUCGCUUUUGGGUAUCAAGGAUAGUCUUCGCCUUAGACGAGACCCCAUUGGCAUUCGUCAACGGCCACAUAUCAUUCUAAAACGCGUGGAAGAGUCGGACACCUCAAGCGACGAUAGCGACGAACCUCAUAGCGACACCGUCCAGUUCAGAAUCUACACAGCCAAGCAUCUAAACCUAAAACCCGGCCGAGAAUUGCUCUUGACUGUAGAAUCACUUGACGAAAAGUUUGAAGACCAACUUUUCACUUUUGAGGGGACCCUUGAUGCCUCUAGCGACUCGGAUGACUCCGACGCUGAGAAUACCACUCAAGUAGAAGAAGAGCCUCUAAUCCCGGACGGAGAAGAUGAUACUGUGCUCCCAUGUGCAACCAUGCCUCCCAAAAUGCGCCGUAGAGAAUGGAUGAACAAAGACCCGAUCGCACCUGUACCUGUGAAGCAAUCGGCAGCCUACGCAUCCGCUGGAGUGCAAACAACCCAAGCAACCCCCAUCCACCGGUGUUUAGCAUCUAUUGCUGUGCAAGCAACACCCCCGAUGCUCUCAGCUUCAACGCAGGCCACCCCUUCUUACGUGUCGAGUUCCGUUCAAGCUCGAAUCGAAACACAUUCCCAGAGCAUUCAAACCACAACAGUGAGCUCGUCCACGGCACCUUCGAGUCGGUUUGCAAAGAGCCAAGAGCCAUUAUCCGCUUUGACUAUCGAUAUUCCGACUUCUUCUCCUUCUGUGGACGACAUGGAAAUCUCGCCAGGCGAUGCACUCGAAGAAGAUUCGCUCGUCAAGUCGUCUCUUCUCACCUUCAAGUCGGUGAAAGAGGAGAUUCUCGACGACGACAUAUCGUACUCUAGUCCCAUAAACCCCACAUCCGAGAACGGAAGUUCUUCUCCCCUCCUCCCCGCUUCAUCAAUAUCCCACCCAAUUUCGUCACCUGUCCCAGCCGUUGUUUCCACCUUGGAUUCUGGACCUAUCUUCCACAGACAACACACCGCUUUAACGGGCAUCCCUCCGACGGAGCCCGCCUCGCUCAGACAUGGAUUCCCGCCUGCAAAGAAGAUCCAAAUUCAUCCACAUCCGCCGCCUGACGCUCCGCCGCCUCUUCCGAAGUUCAGUCUCAUGAUUCCUCGUGGAAUACAGACCAAAGCGAAAAUGAAAACGAAGCCAGAACCGGAAGUCACCGUCACAGCAGUCAAUAUCGCCGAUGCGAAAGAAGCUAUUGUCAUCUCGACUGGGCCGUACUCGAACUGCCUCAAUAUCCGGCCAUCUUCCAUACAUUCGCGCACAACUGGACCUACGACGACCGCUUCCUCACUGGCAGCUUCAAGCUCCAAGAAAAGAUUGGUCAUUAAUAGUACUGGACCGCUCAGUGCACGGGUCAAAAAGACUGCGAAUCAAGAGCCGAACAACGUCGAUUGCGAUAACACCACCAUUGACAAUAGUAUUGAUAUCGGUAUUGAAAGUCCAAGUUCGUCCUCGUCUGUUCCAGCUGCGAGCAGAUGGCAACGCAUCGAGGCAAGUCGGGAAGUUAUAGGCGAAAAUCUGAGGAUCAAAAAUAAGGUCUCUGAACCUCAAUCGCGCCCUACAGUGCCUCGUUCAAUGCUAUUGCCAGAGGAAUCCUCAUCUCGUCUUACAAAUGACAUCAAUGCCUCUCUCUUGCCACAAAUCUCACCCAAUGGCAAGAAACGCAAAGGGGAGAAUGAAUCGGAACGCCAAGUCGCUUUUCCCCAAUCGGAAUCAUCUUCGCUUUCUUUGAAAUCUGGUGCAUCUUUGACCCAUUUCGUUGUGUGCGUUCUUGCUCAAAUGAUUUGUGUUGUAGCGCUCAAGCAUCCCUUGCCUGCCCGGCCCCUAGACAUUCCUUCUCUCUCGACAUUGGAGCCGUCUCGGGUCAUAAAGCGAGAGCGCUCGCCAUCGCCCAAUAUUUGGACAGCGCCUGGCAUUGUUCGCGUUCAUAAACGCUCGAGAAAGGCUUCACGUUCGAAACGGAGGAAUGCCUCACCUGGAAGGAGGCGCCGUGAAAGUGAUUGUUGGACAGCACCAGAUGUUGUCCGUCUGCAGCCCGCAGCAUCAACUAGUGCUCGUCCAAUUGAUGUUGAUUUGAUUCCAGAUCCUCAGCCAAGACGUGUAAAACGAGAAGAAUCUCCAUCACCAGGCCUUCCGGCCCCACAAGAUACCUGCAGAAAACUCAAGCCAAGUCAUACGGAAACCCUCGCUGGUGGACCCGGGGUUGUCAAGAUAGUAUUCAAUUCGGAUGGGUCAAAGACUGCAGUGCUAUGUCAAGACAAUACUGUUCGUAUUUGGGAUUGUGUGGCCAUGACUGAGAUAGUUUGUUUGUCCCAAUUUGCGAACGCGGAACUGGCGUGGCUAGAAAAGGACUUGGUUUCGCUUUCUCGAGAUGGCGUCCUGCGUAAACUAGUGAAGAGGGAACGAGGUUGGGACCGCAUCCCCAUCGUCUGCGUCAGUCCAGAGCAAUACUCGCUAGACGAUGAGCUGCGCCUCACGGUGCUUGGGGGUCGAAUUGCGAUAUCUUGUCCUCGAUUCGGAGUUAACGUUUGGAUAUGGAGUAAAGGCUCUUGGGUUGCGCAACGAUCUAUUUCGAGAAAGAAUAUCACAGCGCUCAAGUUCAUUGAAGGAGGUGAUGCGUUGAUUGGGGGGACUCUUGAGGGUGUUGUGUGGCAUUGUGCGGUUCCUAAUGGCAUGCUCAAGGCGUAUGCCUUCCUGCCAUCCAAAAUCACAUCACUCUCCAUCAAUCCAAGAUGCAUGCAGGCAUUGGCCUCGACAGCGGAUGGGCCUGUUUGCGUGGUUGAUCUCGGCCCGCAACAGACUCGCCGAUUAAAAUAUGAUUAUUCGAGCUCGUCAUUUGACGGACAGUUUGCUAGUGAGGGUAAUGUUGUCAUUUGUGGCUCCCGACAGGACUGUCUAGCGGUCUGGGAUGCACAAAAGGAGAACCUAUUAGUUUGUGAGAUGGAAUAUGGGCAUGAUAACUUGAUCCAAGUCGUGGCAACUUGCGAUGGCCCGCGGGCCUGUGUCCUUGCAGGCACUCGCGAUGGUCAAUUAUUGCGGUGGGAUACUCCCAAACAUCAUUCCAGUGGCUCGACUGUCUCGGUUCAAAAGCUGGGGAAAUUUAGGUAG
Molecule: messenger RNA, 3300 nt
Organism: Mycena indigotica
Lineage: Eukaryota; Fungi; Basidiomycota; Agaricomycetes; Agaricales; Mycenaceae
Exons: 11
Coding region: 124-3300 (1058 amino acids)
Molecular function (GO): protein binding
Source: RefSeq, a predicted model, not a curated record